This is a messenger RNA of Anopheles coluzzii, 1459 nucleotides long. Its product is annotated as serine protease 48-like. Bases 80 to 1168 code for a protein of 362 amino acids. Gene Ontology annotation, biological process: proteolysis. The record is from RefSeq and is a predicted model, not a curated record. Gene Ontology annotation, molecular function: serine-type endopeptidase activity. Lineage: Eukaryota; Metazoa; Arthropoda; Insecta; Diptera; Culicidae. The transcript is spliced from 3 exons.
UGGGGCCCUUUUACCACCAGUACCGGCUACGCCACAUACGACGAACGACGUCAACAAAGACCAAGAAUCGGCGGUGACGAUGAAGGCACCAAUGAAGGUACUGCUGGUGUGCUCUGCCAUUUCGAUAGCCAGCACCACCGGCACCGGCAAGACGCCCGAUAACAACCAGACGGCCCCGAUCAACUUUCCCGUCUUUUUCCGCAGUCGCUUCAAUCCACGCACGCUGCAGCAGAACGAGCGGCUCAUACCGGCCUUCGACGACAGCGAUUUACGGUUGUUGCUGCGUCCCCAUACCACAGCUUCCUCUUUUACGACGCCACAAUCAAGCCAGCGUGUCGAUCAGCCGACGACCGAGGCCGUGCCCGAGUCGCUGGAGCAGGAACCGGAGUGUGGCGACCUACCGCCCGGUGCCGAUGGUUUCCCCUGGGUAGCAGUGCUGGAGCACGCCGGCCCCCAGCAAGGCAGCCCGCGCAAGCGUACCCUCAGCAAGGGCGUCCUGAUCGAUCGCCAGCACGUCUUGACGACCGUGUCGAGCGUGCACAACUCGCACCCGACCUGGGUUGUGACGAGCGUUCGGCUGGGCGACGUCCCAACCCGCCGCCACAGCACGCACGCGGGCAACUCGAGCCAGAGAGCAAACGGUACCCAGCGGUACGAAAUCGAGACGGUGUUCCUGCACGAAAGCAAGGACAUUGCGCUAAUCCGGCUGGCAAACGGGGGCGUCCAACAGCUGACCGACUCGGUUCGCCCAAUCUGCGUACCGCGGGAGGACUACCGGCUGGAGAGCUUCAAGAUUUCGUCGCACGUCUGCCAGCGCAGCCAGGUGGUGUCGACGGCGACGGGCCGCCAUGGUAGCCGAGUCAGCCGGAGCAAGCUGCAGCCGCUCGAGCUGAUCAGUGGCGACGCCUGCAACCAGCUGCUGCGGCCGCAUGGUGCCCGACUGCCGGUCAAGAGCUUCUGUGCGCGGGAGUCGGCCGAAGAUAACUGCACUGGCUCGCUCGGCGGUCCUGCCGUUGCCACUGUCAGGGGUCGGUAUCACGUGCUCGGGCUGCGCUCCUACCUGCAAACCGAGACAACCGUCGAGGGCCUGGACAUCCCCAGCAUAUAUGUGCGGGUUGGCGGCCUGCGCAAAUGGAUAUCGGCAGUGAUCAAGGCUAUCGGCGAAUAGGCGGCGCGUUAUCGUCGCGUUCACUGAUUACGGUAUAUUCGGUAAGGUACUGCAGUGUCGGCGAGGUAGCACAGGCAUCUGGGACCAAUGGCUCAAUCAGAUUCUUCUCGGGACAAACCCUCAAAUCAACUUAUUACAUCACCUGCAUCUGAAAGAAGCCAGAACCUCAAAUCUCUGCAAUGUAUAAAUAGCACCAUCACGUACAUCUCCCAGACACGGCUACAUCAAUCAAGUACGCGUUCCAGAACGCUCCCAAGAGAUGGCUUUUGUUUUUUUAUUCGUCUUUUUUUU